This is a messenger RNA of Pipra filicauda (Wire-tailed manakin), 2631 nucleotides long. RefSeq names its product unconventional myosin-Vb-like. Lineage: Eukaryota; Metazoa; Chordata; Aves; Passeriformes; Pipridae. Gene Ontology annotation, cellular component: vesicle; myosin complex; cytoplasm. Gene Ontology annotation, biological process: vesicle transport along actin filament; actin filament organization. The record is from RefSeq and is a predicted model, not a curated record. The transcript is spliced from 20 exons. The annotation marks the transcript as partial. Gene Ontology annotation, molecular function: actin filament binding; microfilament motor activity; ATP binding.
GUCGGUGCGUCCGUGUGUCCGUGUGUCCGGCUGUCGGUCCGCCCGCCCGCCCGCCGCCCCCAUGCUCCGCGCUUAGCGCUGCCGGCCCCAGCCAUGUCCACCGUGCAGCUCUACACCAAGUACACUAGGGUUUGGAUUCCUGACCCUGAUGAAGUUUGGAGAUCAGCAGAAAUUGUCAAGGAUUACAAAGAGGGAGAUAAAAGCCUCCAGCUGAAACUUGAAGAUGAAACUCUCUACGAAUAUCGUCUUGACCUCCAAGGAAAUGAGCUGCCUCUCCUAUGCAAUCCAGAUAUCCUGGUCAGAGAGAAUGACCUGACAGCCCUCAGCUACUUGCACGAGCCUGCAGUCCUGCACAACCUCAAAGUCAGGUUCCUGGAGAGCAACUUUGUCUACACGUACUGCGGUAUCGUGCUUGUGGCCAUCAACCCAUACGAGGAGCUGCCAAUCUAUGAAGAAGAUGCCAUCUAUGCAUACAGUGGCCAAAACAUGGGGGACAUGGAUCCCCAUAUCUUCGCAGUGGCCGAGGAAGCCUACAAGCAGAUGGCCAGGGAUGAGAAGAACCAGUCCAUCAUUGUGAGCGGGGAGUCGGGCGCUGGGAAGACGGUCUCUGCCAAAUACGCCAUGCGCUUCUUCACCACCGUCGGGGGCUCUGCCAGCAAGACUAACAUCGAGGCCAAAGUCCUCGCAUCGAACCCAAUUAUGGAGGCCAUUGGAAAUGCUAGAACAACAAGGAAUGACAACAGCAGUCGAUUUGGGAAAUACAUUGAGAUUGGUUUUGAUAAAAGAUACCACAUCAUUGGUGCCAACAUGAGGACGUAUCUGUUGGAAAAAUCUCGGGUUGUAUUUCAGGCAGAGCAUGAGCGCAACUACCACAUCUUCUAUCAGCUCUGUGCCUCCUCAAGCCUUCCAGAAUUCAAAGAUCUCGGACUCACCUGUGCAGAAGACUUUUUCUACAUUUCUCAGGGAGGUGACACGUCCAUCAGUGGUGUGGAUGAUGCUGAUGACUUUGAGAAAACGAGGCAUGCCUUCACCCUGCUUGGAGUGAAGGAGUCUCAUCAGAUGACCAUUUUUAGGAUAAUAGCGGCCAUUCUGCACCUUGGGAACUUGGAAAUCCAAGUGGAACGAGGAAGUGAAGCCUGUAGUCUGUCGAGCGAGGACGAGCACUUGAAGAACUUCUGUGGCUUGCUGGGCGUGGAGCUCAGCCAGAUGCAGCACUGGCUUUGCAACCGCAAGCUCGUCACCACGGCUGAGACCUACGUCAAGAACAUGUCCCUGCACCAGGUGGUGAACGCCAGGAACGCCCUGGCCAAGCACAUCUACGCCCAGCUCUUCAACUGGAUCGUGCAGCACAUCAACAAGGCCCUGCACACCACUGUCAAGCAGCACUCCUUCAUCGGCGUGCUCGAUAUCUAUGGGUUUGAAACUUUUGAAGUGAAUAGCUUUGAACAGUUCUGUAUCAACUACGCCAACGAAAAGCUCCAGCAGCAGUUCAACUUGCACGUGUUUAAACUGGAACAAGAAGAGUACAUGAAGGAGGGAAUCCCUUGGACUCUCAUAGAUUUCUACGAUAACCAGCCCUGCAUAGACCUUAUAGAGGCCAAACUUGGGAUCCUGGACCUGCUGGAUGAAGAGUGCAAGGUUCCCAGGGGCACUGACCAGAACUGGGCACAGAAGCUGUAUGACCGCCACGGCUCCAGCCAGCACUUCCAGAAGCCCCGCAUGUCCAACACCUCCUUCAUCAUCCUGCACUUCGCUGAUAAGGUGGAAUACCAGAGUGAGGGAUUUCUGGAGAAGAACAGGGACACCGUGUAUGAGGAGCAGAUCAGCAUCCUGAAAGCCAGCAAGUAUCCAAUGGUGGCAGACUUAUUCCACGAAGAGAAGGGUGCUGUGCCCGUCACUCCCGUGGGAAAGGGAACAUCCAAAAUCAGCGUCCGUUCUGCCAGGCCAGCCAUCAAAGCUGCCAACAAGGAGCACAAGAAAACAGUGGGACACCAGUUCCGCAAUUCGCUGCAUUUGCUGAUGGAGACCCUGAAUGCCACCACCCCACACUACGUGCGCUGCAUCAAACCCAACGACGAGAAGCUGCCCUUUAAAUUUGAUCCAAAGAGGGCAGUGCAGCAGCUGAGAGCCUGUGGAGUGCUGGAGACCGUCCGGAUCAGUGCAGCUGGAUUCCCAUCCAGGUGGUCCUACCACGACUUUUUAAAGAGGUAUCGUGUGCUUAUGAAGAAGACAGACCUCGCUAAGAACGACAAGAAGCAGAUCUGUAAGACCCUGUUGGAAGACCUCAUUAAGGAUCCAGACAAGUUCCAGUUUGGACAUACCAAGAUCUUCUUCCGCGCAGGCCAGGUGGCGUACCUGGAGAAACUGCGGGCAGACAAGUUCAGAGCUGCCAUCAUCAUGAUUGAGAAGACGGUGCGGGGGUGGCUGCAGAGGGUCAAGUACCAGAGGCUGAGACAAGCCACAGUCGUCCUCCAGCGCUACACACGCGGGCACCUGGCACGGAGGUGGGUCGUGGGGAGCCCUCCGAGGAAAGAGCUGGCUGGGAACUCGAGUGUCUUCAACUUGAGGUUUUCGUACAAAAACACCUUUGAAAACGCCCUGCGUGGGGUGUUGCCUUUUAACCCCUUGAAU